AUGCCUCAAACCCGACUUCAAGGAGUUCGAAACGCAAGACUUCUUCGCUCUGGCAAGACAAUACCUGUCGUUCCGAGAAUCAACUCCCGCCGAAUCACUCCGCCUCUCCUGUCCUCGACUUCGAAGCAUUUGUCCCAAAAGGGACUACAUGAACCGUCUCAACUAUUAGCGAAGACAUUUAAAGAAAUCAUGGCAGAAUGUGACACAGAGUCGCCUCUGCAUCCAGACUGUUCGGACUGUUCGGACUGUUCGGACGACUUGGACAGCUUGGACAGCUCGAACAGCUCGGUCUGCGCAGCAAAAGAGGCUAGUAUCGUCGCCGCCGUUCAGGAUAUGGCAAAGCACAACACCAGAGCGCAGAGCUUAAGGGACAUGCCUUCUCUCGACUCCAAGGACGUGGGACUUCCCUCCGAUAGACUCUGGGACCAUGACGCAGCCUACGACCGGAGAUACUGUUACAAACAUGGGGAGUACGAGUAUCUAUUGGGUGCUAAGGACACAUGGAUGCGCCUAUGGAAUUUUGUCCCGACUAACGCCAAGAUUUGA
Rhinocladiella mackenziei CBS 650.93 is the source of this 546-nucleotide messenger RNA. RefSeq lists its product as uncharacterized. Lineage: Eukaryota; Fungi; Ascomycota; Eurotiomycetes; Chaetothyriales; Herpotrichiellaceae. The record is from RefSeq and is a predicted model, not a curated record. The transcript has a single exon. The coding region runs from base 1 to 546 and encodes 181 amino acids.